ACGGGGCUUGCGUGGCAACGGUAACUAAGGAGCUCGCGGUGCAGAAAGCCAGGGCCGCUGGAGGCGGGGAGGUGACCGAGGGGUCCAGGCGGCGGGACGGCCCGGCCACUGAGGCCCACGGAGGGCGCGCUCUAGAAAACUCCACAAAGAGGAAUGUCAGACGCAGGGGAAGACCCACUAGAAGAAACAGAAGAAGAUGGAGAAACAGAAAUGGAAGAAGAAGAAGAAGAUUAUAAUUCGUAUUAUAGAGAGGUAGAAAGUAUGCCACAGAAAUUAAAGGAAGAUGAUAUAUUAGUAUGGAGACAGCCUCGGGAGGAGGGGGAGCAGGAGGAGGAGGAGGAGGGGGAGCAGGAGGAGGAGGAAGAGGAAGGAGAGGAGGAAGGGGAAGAGAAGGACGGGGUGGAGGAGAAAUGGGAGAAGGGGGAGGAAGGGGGAAAGGACUGGGAGGAGGAGGAAGAGGAGGAGGAAAGAGUGGAGGAAGAGGAAGAGAAGCAGGGGGAGGAGGGGGGAGGAGUGGGAGAGAAAGAGAAGAAAGGAGAGGAGGGGGAGGAAGAAUGGGAGAAGGAGGAAGGAGUGGAGGAGAAAGGGGAGGAAGAGGAAGAAGGGGGAGAAGGUGGGAAGGAGGAGGCUGUGAGAGAAAAAACGGAGGAAAAGGCUGCAGCAGCACGGGAGGAGGUAGCUGCAGGAGUACAGGAAGAAACCACAGUGAAGCCCCAAGAAAUCACCAAGUCCAAGAUCAGUUUGGAGAAACUUACAUUGACUGAUUCCCAGUCAAUCUUGUCGGGAACUUUUCUAAAAACCCAUAGUGGUGAUGAGUCAAAGCGUGCAUCAAAGCAUUCAGAAACAAAUGAGCUUUUUAGAGACUUGAGCUCACAACGAAGAUUUCUUGAUUUGGAGCAAAUCAGUUCUGAGGAACUACAGAUUAGUUCCCCUGACUCACAGCCCUCUAGCAAGCUUGGGCAGAAAAUCCACCAGAUGCCCCAAGAUGAAUCGGGACAAGAAGGGACAGAUUUGGAAGCAGAAAAGGGAGAAGGGAUACAAGACAAAAGACUAUCAAACUUAAGUGAAGAAAAAGGAAAAGAAUUCCAGCCCAAAGCAGAGAUCCCCGAGGAUUCACUGGUGGCCACCAGUGAGGACAUUUUGUUUCGAAAGGAUGACAAAGCCAAUGUGUACCCUUUGACCUUGACCUGGUCUUUCGGCUGGAACAGUUCUCUUCCUGUUUACUAUAUUCGAGAUGAAAACCAGAGAGUUCUUCUGUAUGUCUGCGCUCACACCGCGGUCAUCUACAACGUUUUCAAUAAUAAUCAGCACCAUCUUCAAGGCCACCCCAAUGUGAUCUCCUGCCUCUGCAUCAGUGAAGAUAGGCGGUGGAUUGCCACGGCCGACAAAGGGCCCAACUGCCUGAUAAUUAUAUGGGACUCCUUCACAGGCAUUCCUGUGCACACGAUAUUUGACAGCUGCCCGGAAGGCAACGGCAUCGGGGCCAUAGCCAUCACCCGGGACGCCAAGUACCUGGCAACCAUCUCAGAUGCUGAAAUCCAGAAAGUUUGCAUCUGGAGGUGGACGUUAGCAGUGGAAACGCCAGCGUGUACUCUUGACCUUCCCAAAGAGUAUGGGUUUCAGAACUACCUUAUUUUUAAUCCAACAAAUAAUAAAGAAUUGGUGAGCAAUAGUAAAACACAGGCAAUAUAUUAUUUGUGGUGUGAAGAGAGAGAGAUACUUGUUCACAGUGCCCCACAUUUAACAGAAAAAACGUUCAACAAGCUCGUGGGAAAAUUAACCCAGUCAGUCUUUCAUUUGAAUUUAACACAAAUACUCUCAGCAACAAUGGAAGGGAAGCUGGUUGUCUGGGACAUAUACCGCCCCCCAUCGUCUGCCUCCGCCUCUCUGGACUUUCCUCAUAUCAAACCUUGUAAAUUGGUUCAUUUGCAGAAAGAGGGCAUCACUGUGCUUACUACAGUUGAUAGCUAUAUUGUCACAGGUGAUAUUAGAGGUAACAUUAAGUUCUACGAUCGCACCCUGUCCAUUGUUAACUGGUACAGCCACUUCAAACUGAGCUCCAUUAGGACCCUGUCCUUUUCAAAGACCCCAGCAGCUCCGCCUACCGAAAAAUCAAACUAUCCUCCAGACUGCACUUUAAAAGGUGACCUUUUUAUCGUAAGGAAUCUUAUCAUCGGAACAUCUGACGCUACAGUGUACCACUUAACGACAGACGGGACCAAACUUGAGAAGUUAUUCGUGGAGCCCAAGGAUGCCAUUUGUGCCAUCUCCUGCCACCCAUAUCAACCCCUCCUCGCCAUUGGGAGUCUCUGUGGGAUGAUCAAAGUGUGGGAUUAUGAAAAGAAAAAAUACCUUUUCAGCAGGGUCUUUGAGAAGGGGCUUGGCAUCCAGAGUCUAACCUAUAACCCUGAAGGAGUCCUUCUUGGAGCCGGCUUCACCGAAGGGACAGUUUACAUCCUCGAUGCAAUGUCCUUAGAAAACCAAAUCCCGGAGCCUUUCAAAUAUUCCAGAACCAGCGUGACUCACGUCAGCUUCUCGCAUGACUCUCAGUACAUGGCAACUGCUGAUGUACGUUUUACCGUGUCUGUUUAUGUGGUGGUAGUCAGAAAUGGACACAGGGUCUGGGAAUAUCUGGCAAGACUUCGUUCUCAUCGCAAAAGCAUUUGCAGUCUCCUGUUUGGGGUUCAUCUGGACAGCAAUGAGCCGAGACUGCUGAGCCUCGGGAAAGACAGGCUCUUGAUCGAGUAUAAUCUUCUUAAGAGCUCCAAAGACCACCUGGAAGUCCUGGACAUUCACCGAACCGAUCAGGGCAACUACCCUACCUGUAUGGUCUGGUACCCACCACUCACCAGGGAACUCUUCCUGCUCAUUUGCAACAGUGGCUACAAAGUGAAACUUUUUAAUUCCACCACGAAAAUGUGCAGAAAGACGCUUCUUGGGCCAGUUUACGGUUCUUCCAUUGAACAGGUACAAAUCCUCCCAGUGAAGAGCACCUUGGAACUGCAGAAACGCUACAUGGUGUUUAUUAACAGAGACAAGGUUGGACUUCAGAUCUUACCUGUUGAUGGCAAUCCACAUAAGACAUCUGCUAUUAUAUGCCACCCAAGCGGGGUGGCUGGAAUGACCGUUUCCUAUGACGGCUGCUAUGCCUUCACGGCAGGAGGGCAUGAUCGAUCGGUGGUGCAAUGGGAAAUCAACUUAAGACAUCGAAGCUUCUUCCCUUAACCUGAAUAUAAGCAAAACUCGCCAGGUAAGUCUGCUCUGGAUCCUCGCUGGCUUCAGACUGCAGUUGUCACUCUGACCUCCACCUCUGCCUUCACCUAAGAGCAGAUCGUGGGAAUUUGGGAAUUCCGAAGCUAGAGGUGAGCUCUCACAUUGAAAAGCACUUCCUGAGUGUGUGGCCAGUCCCUGGAACAGUGGAGGCGAGCCACACCCUGCUGAGAGAACAGAAUCCCCGCCCCCCCCCCCCCCCCCCCCACACACACACCUUUUCAUUUUUGUCUUCUUCUCGAUAAUCAUGGUAGAGAUUAAAGGGUGAAAAACGGCACCCGCUUUCCAAUGGCUUCCCGGUGCCUGGCCAGAGUCCAGGCUUCCGAGAAUUUCAAUUUAAUCUGUUGUGGGGACAAAGGAUCAUUAUAAGCUAAUUAGCACUUCAUUGCUGUUUCUGGUGUCUUAAUAUGUUCAGUGCUCCACUAAUGGGAAGAAAUGUAACAACCCUAAACAAAUAAACAAACAAAAUUCCCUGCUGGUCUAACGACGGUGACUCGUAGGGUGAAGUACAGAUGUCAAGUCCGCUCACGUUCCCAUGAUUGUAAUCAGGGUGCUUCUGGGCCCAAAUACGAUCUCUGCAGCACAUUGACCUUCUCCUGGGCAGACCCCUUCCUUUCGUCUUCUCCUAGGGUUCAUUCCACGCGUACUGUGCUGUGCCUUUGUCCCGACUUUGCCGGCAUGCUGCCUUUUUCCUCCCCUUGUUUGGCACCUAUUUGGUUUUUAUGGUUUUGUUUGUUUGUUUGUUUGUUUGUUUGUUUAGAUAGAGCGAGCGGAGAAGUGGGGCAGAGGGAGAGAGAGAGAGUCUUAAGCCAGGCUCCAUGUUCAGUGUGGAGCCUGACUCAGAGCUCGAUCCCACGACCCUGGGAUCAUGAGCUGCGCCAAAAUCAAGAGUGGGACGCUCAACUGACUGAGCGAGCCACCCAGGCGCCCCUGGCACCCGUUUUUAAAUCCCCCAUUGCUCUUUUGUGCUUAACCUCAUAGCCACCUGGGGUCCUGCUGCUGUGCUCAGACAAGAGUAGAAAGACCCAGAUUCACAUACCACUUUUCCUGCCUGCUUGCUGUAUGACCUCAGGCUAGUCCCUUAACUUCUGAGUCUCAGUUUCUCCAUCUGUUAAAUGGGAAUACCAUCAGUGUUUUGAGGGUAGAGAUUACCACAGCUGCUGUUCCUCUCCUGCCUCCUCCCCUAGGGAGCAUUCGCUGAACCUUACCAUGUGCUGAUUACAGUGUUCACUGCUUCUCCUCACUGAGCUCAUGUCCCAGAAGUAUGGCUCGGCACACAGUAGGUUUGCAAUAAGCAUCCUUGCCCUUUGUGCCCUAAUGACCCCCUUUUUUUAUUGCAAGUAUUCGAAACCCAGCUUAAGCACAAAGGGGAAUUAAUGAGAAGGUCAUGGGCAUCUCAGGUAACCAUGCUGCACGAGGUGCAGGGACUGCGUGUGCACGCGGCGCCCUCGCCACUUGCUCUCUGUGGGGCUCUGCUUCUGGCUUCAUUCUCUGCACAAGUGGAUUUUGUCACCCGGAGUGAACAUGGCCACCGACAGUCCUCAGAUUUCACAAACUGGAGCUCUCACCGCAGAGGGAGUGGGUUUCUUUCCCCAGCUCUGCUUGGACAGGCCAGUCCUGUCUCUCUUGCUCUCUGGGGUCAGUCAGCGGCGGGCAGGAAGUAGGGUGCAUAGUACGGUCCUGACCACCAGAGUGCUGUUUCCAGAGAAUCCGGAGCUCUUGUGAGCCUUUCCCAGACACUCCUGGUAGUGACUCUGUGUCGCUUCUGGCCUUUACCUGGCCCUGUUCCAGAGCCACAUGGCUAAAAGUGGUCUCCCACAGAGCCUGUCGGGAUUGGGCCUGGACAAGGCCUGGAGGCCACAGAGAAGGAGCCCUGUCCGCUGGAUACCUGCCUCGAUGGCUAAUACCAGAGCUGAGAGCUGGGUGAAGCCUGGGCCCUGCCGGAGAGGGGCCUCAGGCCCCCUGGAGAAUACACCAGCUCCCCCAGACCCGAAGGCAGCCUGCUUAUGCGGGCUCCCCCGACAGAGGGCCAGCACGCUUUUGUGGCUGACUCUUUGAAGAGGAGAGCCAUGCAGGUGUAUAGUGAUGCCCAGUUCAACAGUAAUAAUCGCUCCUCGUACUGAGCCUUCGCCGGGCCGGGCCCUGUGCUGACUGCUCUCCACCCAUUGUCUGAUUUCAUGCUCACAGCUAUCCUGGGAGGCAGGGACUGGCAGUGUCCCCACGGUGGUACCCCCAUAUAUCUGGAAACUAGCUCCAGGGUGCUAAAUGACCGCCCCCCCCUCCCCCCCAAGCACUGGAGUAAGUGGUGGGGCUGGGAUUCACAUCCGGUCUUUCCGAUUCAACACUACACCUAACAAACACUCAUCACGGAGGAAAACAAAGGGCUUCGUGUCAAACCCUUUAUGUGCCUUCACUUUAUUUUCGAAACAACCCUGUGAGGCAGACCUGUGACUAUUCCCAUUUCAUAGAUGAGGAAACUGGGGCCCAGGGAGGCUGUCGCUGACCCGUGACCACACUGCUUGCGAGUGGCAGAGCCAGGACUCAACGCGUGUCCCUCUGACUCCAGAUUCUGGAUACUUAACCACUUCCCUGCUGUGGUCUGCACCGAAGUGUGUUUUAAUAGCUCCACAAAGAGGCUAAUGGCCUGAUUAGCAGAAAUCCAGUUAGUGGGCUAUUACAAUGAUUUCCUAUUACGUGUAUUUCGUGCGGGGCAGAGUCAGUCUCAUACAAAAAAGUAGGUUUUCUUACCAUUUACGGUGCCUAUUUUUAGAAAACCUGACCCCAUGUUAGAGAGCAGAGGGUUAUUUUUAUCUGACUGGCAUGGGUCCCUUGUGGCCUCCCGAGUUUUUAUGGAAGCAAUUAGUGUUGGCAGUGUACCUGCACUUACCCCGUUUUUGGCUCUGGUCAUACGCAGAUCUCACGAGGGACGCGGCUCCACUGGGAUGCGCUGUGGUUUCAGUGCACAGGGGUCCUCCCUCCCUCCCCCCCUCCCUGCCUCCCUCAGGGGAGGAGCCGUGCUCCCCGAAGAUUGCCCACAAACUGCCAAGCGCCUGCCCUGUCAUCGGCGAGAGAACAUCACUACCGUUAAGGCAGGUACGCUGUACCACCAGGUUCCACGUUGAAAUUGAAUUUU
This is a messenger RNA of Leopardus geoffroyi (Geoffroy's cat), 6403 nucleotides long. RefSeq names its product cilia and flagella associated protein 251 (gene CFAP251). The transcript has 18 exons. Gene Ontology annotation, molecular function: protein binding. Gene Ontology annotation, cellular component: sperm flagellum. The coding region runs from base 154 to 3225 and encodes 1023 amino acids. The record is from RefSeq and is a predicted model, not a curated record. NCBI's taxonomy places the organism in Eukaryota, Metazoa, Chordata, Mammalia, Carnivora, Felidae.